AUGCAAAUUCCGUUUUGUGUGCCGCAGCAGGCCAUUAUUGCCACAGGAAGUCGUCCGGGGCGGGGGGGCUCAGUGCCCACUGGCUGGUCUGGGAGGUCCCGAUGUCAAAAUAACAGGGGUUUGGUGUUGUUGGCAAAGAAGGCGAGGACCCCAAGCAGCGCCAACGCCAAGGGGGGAACAACUAGCCAGGUUAGUGGAUUGGACUGUGCAUCACAGAUCUACUGGGAGGACUGGGGGGGGACUGGGAGAUUGGGGGACUGGGAGAUUGUGGGACUGAGAGACUGCGAGAUUGUGAGACUGAGAUAUGCCCCAGGAAAAAUGCAAAAAAAGAAAACAGCCAACGGGUCACCUGCGCCCACGUCGUUGGCUGGGUGGGCCCAUCGCGAGUACCUGGGCGGUACCAAGCACUGCGCUGUGUCCAUUCGCCACUGGCAUGUUGCCAGCUGGUAUCUUUUAUGGGCAUCAUCGAAUCCAUCCAGUAACUUGGUGGGAAAGAAAUGCACUCUCUUGUAG
Messenger RNA from Histoplasma capsulatum G186AR, 513 nucleotides. RefSeq lists its product as uncharacterized. The transcript has 3 exons. The coding region runs from base 1 to 513 and encodes 170 amino acids. The record is from RefSeq and is a predicted model, not a curated record. Lineage: Eukaryota; Fungi; Ascomycota; Eurotiomycetes; Onygenales; Ajellomycetaceae.